GCGUUAUUCAUUUUUUGCCGUUAAAUUCAGUGGAAACGGAGCCCGGUGCGGUUGGGCAUAGUGCGAAAAAAUCAAUCGUAGUAAAAGGGAAGGCGUCGGCCGCCAUUUUCCUGCGUAGGCAACGGACGGGGACCGUACAGUGCGGAGUGCGGCCAUCUUUAGCAUAAGGACAUUUCCGGUUCGCGGCAAACGUCAGUUGGGACAUUUAGGUUAGAAUUAUCUGUCAACGUCAAGUGUCGCCAAUAGAUUAAUUAGGUUAUCGUCAAUAUAAAAUCCAACUUUAAGGUAAAGCCAAAGCCACCUAACCUGUAAACUGUUAGUCGAAUAGUGUCACAAAUUAGUGUCUUUCAUUAAUCGUAAAGUAAAUUCACGUCAUGUCGUUAAAGUCAAUCAAGGUGCAGCUGCGCACCAAGUACCAAAUGUUGACCGACUAUGCUGGCACGGUCACAUCACGACCUGACAGCAUGGCCGCGUCGGUGGCGAAGCGGCACUUUGAUCAUAUUUAUACUGAGUACGUCAAGGCCCACGAGUCACUGCUGGCCUACGAAGGUGAGCUCGAGGAGGAGGAACGGCUUCAAUACCAGGAGUGCUUUAGCGAGGUUAACCGGCUGCUGAUCCAGCUAGACGAGGCGUCGGCUGGAGAGGCUGGCCAGUCACACACACCCCGUGGACAGGCAGAAGCUACCGAACAGAAUCAAGACCUUAUACGAGGAGAGGUACGGUGGCAAUCCGGAGGUGUUGCCCACUCUCACGCAGCUACUGGCGCUGUUGGAGGAGCAGUGCCGGGUUCAGCAAGCGGUCUCGCCAGCAGCGGCGGAGCAACCAACUGCGCAGCGUGGUUCCGCACCUGCACGAGGAAGAGCGGGGCCGUCGGGUCAAGCUACCAGGAAACCGGGACCGCCAGCGAGGGUCCUCGCCAUCGAACAAGAGACCAAUCAGGUGAAUUCACCCCCUGUUCUUUGCUCAUACUGCUCGAGUGACCAGCACAGCUUGUACAAAUGCCCGAAGUUCCUCAACCUGGCGAUUUCGGAGCGGAAGACCUGGGCUAGGAAGUCAGGCGCAUGCUUCAGAUGCCUGCGCAGUCACUACGCACGCGAGUGCAUGCAGCGCAACUGGUGCGCACAGUGUGAGUCGUCCGCACACAACUCACUGCUGUGCG
Molecule: messenger RNA, 1159 nt
Organism: Cydia splendana
Lineage: Eukaryota; Metazoa; Arthropoda; Insecta; Lepidoptera; Tortricidae
Exons: 2
Coding region: 375-980 (201 amino acids)
Source: RefSeq, a predicted model, not a curated record